GCGCGUGUCUCGGACAUCUCGCCCUGAAUCAUGCGCACACGCCGCCCCAAACAUGAGGCGCCUAGCGAGAUCUUUCUACCUAUUGGCAUUCUUGUUUCUCGUUCUCUUCCUUUAUCAAACUUUAAAAGAAAUAAAAAAGACGCAACAUUUGCAAACGAACAAAAUCUUGGAAAUAGAACAAAACUUGGAAAAAAUGGUGGAAGAGUUACAAAAUAAAGCUAAAGGUGAACAAAUUGAAUACAAACAUAUAGAAGAAAAAGAUGAAGCGGUCAACAAUAGUGAUUUGAAAUAUAUUCUGCAGUGGACUAGUCCAAAACGAGUGCCAUUUGUGUAUAUGGGGCAAGGUCGACAAGGAUUUAUAGAAAGAAAUUGCAAGUAUACUAAUUGUUACGUCACAAGUGAUAAAAAUUUGCUCGGGGACGUUAGCAAGUUCGAUGUCAUCGCGUUUGCCGGGCCUGAAGUCGCCUACACGCCUACAGUGAAACUUAAGCCUCCGAAACGCUCUCCGCAUCAGAAGUAUGCUUUUGCAAGUAUAGAAUCAGCAGGAAACUACCCGAUUUGCUCCAACAGGUUGGAUAACUUUUUUAAUUGGACAUGGACCUACCGCUUAGACUCUGAGAGUAGAUGGGGCUACAUAAUUAUAAGAGAUGCUGAAAAUAAAAUAAUUGGUCCGGAUAUUGAUAUGAAUUGGAUGAAGUUAGAAGAAAUGGAUCCCGUGAGCGAAGAAUUAGCUGUACAACUGAGAAAUAAAACCAAAGGAGCAGCCUGGUUCGUCUCUAACUGUAGAACAAGAAAUCUUCGAGAGAAAUUCGCUAAGGAAUUGCAACAAGAAUUGAAAUCUUACGACUUGAAACUAGAUGUGUACGGUAAAUGCGGGCCGUUCAAUUGUGAAGGUGAAGAGGAGUGUUUCCAAAUGAUAAAGAGGGACUAUUAUUUCUAUUUGUCGUUCGAGAACUCAUUUAGUAAAGAUUACGUGACCGAGAAACUGUUACAUGGCUUGAAAUACAAUGCAAUUCCAAUUGUUUAUGGCGGUGCUAACUAUACAAGGUUCAUGCCAGACGGAAUAUAUUUGAAUGCAAGAGAGCUCGGUGUCAAAGAGCUGGCUAAAAAAAUGAAAUAUCUUAUAGAUCACCCCGAAGAAUACAAAGAAUAUUUCCGAUGGACGAAUCACUACUCUUAUUACAGAAGAGCCGAAAACCUUGAGACCGAUGACUAUUGUGGUCAAUGUGCUCUUCUGAACAAUGAAGAAAUGGUGAAAAAAACUUCCAUAUAUAAAAAUUUUAAGGAAUGGUGGAACGAUCCUGAGCAUUGCCGUGGUUUUGACUAAUUCGAAAGUCUUGUACAAGUGCAAGUUCGAGUUUUGAACUCUUAAUAUCCAUACCAAUAUUAUAAAUGGGAAAGUGUGUAUAUCUGUUUGUUUGUCCGUCUUUCACGGCAAAACGGAGCGACGAAUUGACAUGAUUUUUUAAGCGGAGAUAGUUGAAGGAAUGGAGAGUGACAUAGGCUACAUUUCGUCUCUUUCAAACGCCAGCGAAGCCGCGGGGAAAAGCUAGUAUUAUAAAGAAGAAAGUUCCAAAUUCUAAAUCGAAAAAUAGUCCUUAUUACGAGGUUGUGUCGAGUCUGAUACUGUAGAUCUCAAGGUCGUUAGCUAACAGUCGUUUAGAAAUCCAUGGCUAUUGAAACUCAACAGUGACUAUUGCACUUAUGGAAGUGUGAUGUUGUCGGAGCGAAAGCGAUAGUGACCUUAGCUACGUCUCGUCUAUGCAUUGUUACAGCAACCCGAAGUGGAACUCCUUGAACAAAAGUUAAGAUAGCAUUUCUUUGUUAAUUAACGGAGCGGAGUCCAAUGUAGGAGGAUAUUUUUCCCCUCACUAGCUCGGAAACACGUGUUUUGUCCUUUAAUACCAGCAGGUAAAAACGCAUUUUAUCCACUAGUGGGUAAAGUAAUUUGACCUUGAAUAAAGUCAAAUUAACUGC
This is a messenger RNA of Leguminivora glycinivorella, 1977 nucleotides long. RefSeq names its product alpha-(1,3)-fucosyltransferase C-like. The transcript has 2 exons. Lineage: Eukaryota; Metazoa; Arthropoda; Insecta; Lepidoptera; Tortricidae. The record is from RefSeq and is a predicted model, not a curated record. The coding region runs from base 53 to 1327 and encodes 424 amino acids. Gene Ontology annotation, cellular component: membrane. Gene Ontology annotation, molecular function: alpha-(1->3)-fucosyltransferase activity.